Molecule: messenger RNA, 417 nt
Organism: Suillus plorans
Lineage: Eukaryota; Fungi; Basidiomycota; Agaricomycetes; Boletales; Suillaceae
Exons: 5
Coding region: 1-417 (138 amino acids)
Biological process (GO): isoleucyl-tRNA aminoacylation
Molecular function (GO): isoleucine-tRNA ligase activity; ATP binding
Source: RefSeq, a predicted model, not a curated record
AUGGUUUGUUCUGUCAAUGCUCCCUCCCCCACUGAUUAUGAAGAGGUUGUCUACAUCAGCUCCAUCGCCAAACUUGAGGAGCUUACUAGUGGUGUUGGCUUCACAGACAUUCACUGUGAAAAAGUUGAUCAUCUGAUUAUUCCUUCAAAGAUGGGUAAGGGCAUCUUGAGGCGUGUGGAGGAAGUGUUUGACUGUUGGUCUGAAUCUGGAAGGAUGUUCCUGGUCAAAUCUCCCACUGUGUGGGGUGUAAACUUGCACUUUUGCGAGGAAGUGAAUUACAUUUUCCUGAUGUUGCUGAAAAUCAAAGGUGACUCAGGGUGGUUCAAGGUGGUGCCCAUGGCAUGCAUUGUCAUUGGAAGUGCAGACUUUGGUGCACACUUUAUGGAUCUCAAUGUGCUAGCUGCAGAGCCAUUAUAG